Molecule: messenger RNA, 5369 nt
Organism: Paramecium pentaurelia
Lineage: Eukaryota; Ciliophora; Oligohymenophorea; Peniculida; Parameciidae
Source: the annotation of a GenBank genome assembly
AUGAUAAAGUAAUAUUGGCUGGAGUAUUAAUAAUUUACUAUUGGAUUUUCAUAAAUCAUACUUUCAAGGGAUUCUAAAUAUAUUUGGAUCUUUAUUGAAGUAGUUGCACAUUUUUAAAAAUUAGCAUUACUUUUUCUAUUCAAAGUCAUAAUUGAAAUUCUUUAAAUUAGAAUUUUUGAUCGUAAUAUUAAAUCAUCAGAUCAAUAUUCCUUAUUUGAAUUGAUGUCAAAAAUAACUAUUCCUACUAUUUUACUACUUGAAAGUUUACCUUAUUCUGGGAUUAUAGUAAUACAAUCUCUAAUAGUCUUUUUCCUUUUUGGACCUAUAUUAUUUACAAUUUUUGAAAUGCACAAAGAGAAAUUAGAGUAUUCUACAAUUAAAUACUGUUCUUCAAUAGAUGAUCAAGACAACCUUAAUUGUAAUGUAUUUUAUAUAUCAAUUUAGACAAUCUAAAUCUCUUAAAUCGUUCUUAUAAUAUGCAUAAUUAUAUUGAAUACUUUCUUUAAAAACAAUUUAUGGGUAAUGAAUAAUCCUCAUUUAAAUAAAUGGAGAAAUUUAUAUAAGCUUCAUUUCUAAAUAUAUACCCUCAUAUUAUAGUAAUACCAUUACUUAUAUGGAAUUUUGUGGUAUGGGAGAUAAUAUUUUUUGAUGAUAAAUUGAAUAGUAUUUAUUUUGGACUAUUGAUCUUUUUUAGUAUCUUAACUAAUAUUGGAACUGUAUUAGUUUGGUAUUUAUCUAUGUAAAUCCAACAAACAUAUACAAUUAGAGAUCAAAAUCAUCUUCGUUUAAUUAAAUCUUUUUGGUUUAAUCUAUCAUAACUUAUUAUAGUUUUACCAAUUAUCAUUUAAUAGUUUUAUUUCAUAAUAUAUUCAGAAAGUGAUUAUGAUAAUAAUUCAACACACUUUUAUCUUAACAAUGCUAUAAUACUUAUCCUUUAAAUUGGUAAUUUAUUUGAUUUCUUUAUUUGUCUUCCUUUUAUGGAAACAUAUAAAACUAAAACUAUCCUUAUAAUUAUUCCAUUUACAAUAACUAUUACAGUAUCAUUAAUUUUUCAAUAAAAUCAAAUAGAAAUUAUAUCUAUUUCUCUUAUAGCAGUACCAUUAAUUUCAAGAUUUUUGAAUGAAAUCUAAAAAUAUAAAAAUGAAUAAAUUUUAUAUGAUUCAUAAUAUAAAGAAAAAUAGAAAUCUAAAAUUAAGACCUAAUCAAAAACUGGACUACUUGUUGAAGAAGAAUAAUAAUUUGUUAUAGAAAAAGAAUUGAAUAAUUAAAGAUAAAUUCAAAUUGAAUUUUUAUAAAAUCAAAAUUCUAUGUAUUUCAUUCAUUAUUUGAGAUUAGUGGAUUUGAUGAAACUUGAUGAUCAAUAAAUGAUUGAAAAAGAUAAUUCUGUUAUCAAUAUAAAUAGAUCUAAAUUUCUAUUAAAUGUAAUAGUUCUAUUGAAAUAACAUAUAUUAUAAUGUGACAAUGUUUAUUGUUAUUGCAAAGGAUUUAGAGGAGAAGCAAGAAGAAUUAUAGAAAAUAAUUAUUAUGAAUUAGAUAUGAGAAUAUAUAAAUCAAUUAAAAUUAAAAAUAUUUAAAUUUAAGUUGAAUUAAUUAAAAGAUAUAUUAGAUAUUAUGCAAAACUCAUAUUUGAAUUGGAAAAAGAAAAAUAAAAUUUUGAUAUGAUAAGAAUAACAUAAUUAUUAACUUAUCUUGGAACUUCAGAAGAAUGUUAUUAAAUAUUAUUAUUAGUUAUGGAAAUAAAAGAGAAGUUAAUUAAUUUAAAAAAUCAAUCAUAUAAUGUAGCUAUGUCUAUUUUAUUGAGUUAUAUCAAACAUUAAAUUUUAUAAAAGAUGAAUCCUUUAGUAAAGAUUGAUGAAGUUGAAGCAGCAUUGUAAUACAAGGAUUAUCGAAUAACAGAAGUAAGAAGAGAUAGACUCAUAUCUCAAAUGUUUAAUAAUAUUUAAAUGAAAUAUGAAUUUAUUAGAAAAUUAAUUGAUACUAAAUACAAUUAUGAAAAUCUUUAUUAAGUAAUUAAUAAUAUGGUUAUGUAUAAUUUAGAUGUAAUUCAUAAAAUAGAAUAAUUUAAUCAAUUUUCAUAUUCAAGAACUAGUAUUUUAAUAUAUAUGUUUUAUUCACUUGAAAUUCUUAAUGAUUUUGAUAAAUUCAUUAGAUUGAGAAAUUAAUUGAAAACUAAAAAUUAUAAAUUCUUUGAAUUUAAUGUACCAAAUAAUUAUUAAUAAGGUGCAAAAGUUUGUUAUUUCAAAAUUAAUCUAGCAAGACAUGCUUAAAAAGGUAAAAUAUCAAGAGGAGAAAUCAUUUAAUUUUCAAAUAAUGCUCCUCAUAUGUUUGGAUAUGGAUAAAGAGAAUUUAAAGAUGAAGUUUUGACUGUUCAUUAAUUAGUUAUUCCUCAUUUAUCAGUUAUACAUGAUUAAUUGAUUGAGAUCUUCUUAUUAACUAAUAGACCAUAAAUUUUAAGAAAAAAGAGAGGAUUAUUAGGAUAUAAAAAGAAUAAAGAUUUGAUAUUUGUAGAAAUGUUUAUUGAUAUAUGUUUCAAUAUAUAAGGGGAUACAUUUCCAAUUUACUGUUUUUUAAAACAAAUUAGAUCAGAUGGAGCAUAUGAAAAUGUUAAAGGACAUAUAUUUUUAAAUCAUGAAUUAAGAAUUGAAGGAAUAUCUACUAUGGCUUUGGAAUAAUUUAAAAUGAAAAAUGGCAAAUCAUUAUAUUAAAAAAAGAUAUUUUAUUUAAUUUAGAAUUUCAAAAAGUAUUUAGAUCUUUUGAAUGGUAAAGAAAAGAAAUUCUAAGAAUAAGAAGCAUUACGUUAAGAAUAGGGAAGUUGUUCAUAAAAAUUAGAUUAUAGUGAAGCUGAAUAACUUUUAAAUCAUUUUUCUGUUUCUGCUGAUGACUUAUUAGUUAGAAUUCCUAAAGAAGGUGCAGUUCCAGAUAUAUAUUGUAUAUCUUGUAAAUUUAUUAUGACAAUUGGAAAAAUCAAUUAAAAAGAAUAUAAAUCAUACUUAAUUUUAUUAUAGAAAAUAACAUUUGCAGAUAAUACUAGUUAAAUCUGGAUAGAAUCAUCAAAAAAUCUAUAAUCAAGAACAGAAACAAAUUUUGAUCCAUCUAUUAAUAGAGAUCUUUCUGGAUCAGAAAAAUAAACAGAAAGAAUGUUUUCUAAUAGUGAUCAAAAUUGUGAAUUUUCUAAUAUAAGUGAAUAAAAACUUAAUCAAUCAAUCAAUUUUCAAGAAUAUUAAUUUUAAAAUGGUCCUAACUUUCAUAGUCCUUUUGACUCUUAAAGAGAUCUUUUAUCAAUUAUUGACGAAGAUAAAAACUAGGUACCAAACAUUAUGCAUUUAGAUUAAAAUAUUAACAGUGUUUAAAUAGAUGGCCAAAGUUUACAAAAAUUAUAAUAAAUUAACAAGAGUCUUUAACAAAUAAGACCUCAAUAAAAAGAUCAAUAAUCAUACUUUUAUAAAUCAGUAUCUAAAAAAUCAAUUGAUGUAGAAAAUAAUCAAUCAGAAAAUUAACAAAUUCAAAAAGAACAAGAUAUUCGAAUCACACAAACAGCUACAACUCCUAAUAAUGGAUUUCCUUCAAUAUUAUAAAAAACACAAUUAUACACUAAAUUCUCUUCAUAAGGUAAUAAUCCAAGAUUAAUCAAUAUAAUUUUGCUAGUUGAUGUUUUGAAUUUAUUUUUGCUUCUAAGUUUAUCUCAUAUAUUCUACUAUAAUUUCAAAGUCAAAUUGCAAGAUAACAUGAAAAUUGUUGAUAUUUUAAAAGCCUUUGUAACUACAGAUUACACUAAAAAUACAUUAUUGGCAAUAGGAAUAGAUACUAGUUAAUUUGAAGAAUAUAGAAUUACAGAUAUAAAUUAUUAAGAUAAGUUACUUGAGUUAGUAAAAAAUAAUAGUUUAAUCUAUUUAUCACAUUAUCAAGAAUAUUUAGAUGACAGUCUUGUUAAAUCAACAUUAUCUAAUAUAAAUAUAUAUUAAUAUGAUGUGUUUAGUGAAAGUGAACAAAUAGUGAGUGCAUGGACAGAAUAAUUCUAUGUAAUUUAUAUGUUAUAAGGGUUGUAUGGAAUAGAUUUGAAUAAUGAGACAACCAUUAAAAGAUUUAAUAGUUCAUUGACUUCUUUGAUAAGAUAAUAUUAAGUUCAUAAAGAAACAUAUGAGGAAUUAACUAUCAAAUUCUAAGAUUAAUUAAAUUCUAAUGUUUCUGAAUUGGAAAUUCAAUAGAAUCUCUGUUUAAUUAUAUUUACUUUAGCUGAAAUACUAUUUAUUUUGACUUAUAUUGUAAUAUUCUCUUAAGCAUUUAAACUUUUGAAUAGAAUUCUUAGAAGUUGCGAAUAGAUAUCUUUCAAAGCAUUAGAAACAGAAUCUAUUAGAUUACUUUCAUUAUAACAUCAUUAUUAGUAAUCUUCUGAUCUAAAUCUAUAUAAAUAUCAGUUUUAAUUUAAAGAUAAAUGUAAUCCAACAACUAAUUUUACUGAUUUCUUUGGAAAUAAAAGGAUAUCUAUCCGUUAUCAAUAAAUAGUUUAAUAAUUAGAAUAGAAAAAGCAAUUUCUGAUAACAGAUGAUAAACCUAAUUUUUAAAGAUUCUUUUUUUUAUUUUCUGUAAUCACAUAUUUAUUAGGUUUUGCUUAUUUUUUAACAGUUAAAUUGUUUAAUUCUCAGAAUAUUAAUGAUUUAUAAAGUAAUUUAGAUCUAUUUAAUUAAAAUAUCAUAUAUACUGAAUAAUUUUAUGAAAUGAUGAUGUCUGAUUCAGUUUUACGAAGAUAUUCUAAUUCUAAAUAAAAUGCUAGAUUAGGUGAGUUGGUGAUUGAUUAAUAUAAAUAAUUGGUUAAUGAAUCUUAUAUUGAAGUUUUAGCUUUUACUUAAGAAUUAUCAUCUUAAUCAAAAACAAGUUAUUAUGAUUUAUUGUAAUACUUAACUACAGAUGCAUGUAUUUUAAUCAAAGAUGAGAUGUGUAAAAUUGUAAUUGAUGGAAAACUCACAUAAGGUUUAAUCCAUUCUAUUGAUUACUUUAGUUAAAAAGUUAGAGAAAAUAUUCAAAAUAAUUAUAACAAGGAUUUAAUAACAAAUAUUGAAAUUCAAGAUUUAUUUGGUUUAAGUUUCAUAAGUAUUGGAUUUGACAAUAUAAUGUCUUCAGGACAAUCUUAUUUAAUAUCUAAAUUUGAGGAUGAAAUUAAUACAAGAAAAUUAAUUUUUGCUUUAUUUAUUUCUAUUAUUGUUGUCUAUCAAUGUUUAGCAUCUUUUUUACUAUUUCGAUUUUUUAAGAAUCGUUUUUUUAUUAUAAGAUAAUUACCUUACAUUUUACCACCAUAAUCAGUUUAUGGAGAAGAUAGUUUUUUAAAGACAUUAAUAUAUGUAGAAAAAAUAUAUGAUAAUAUCUCAUAAUGA